AUGCUGAGGCUGAGUACGGAAAUGCCGACAACCGUCGGGUUUUCGACUUGGCCUCCAACGCCGCCACUUCCCCCGCUGGCUCGAGCUCCACCAUCGGAUCCGGGCGACCAUCCCCAGCACCUGCGCCGUCAGACCCACAACCUCAACAGUCUAUCGCGAGAGUUCGAGUCUGCGGAUACCGAGUUAAUUGUGCUUCAGCAAAACGAUUGCGUGAAAUUUCCCACUUCGAAAAUUAUGAGCCGACGUCUUCAUUUGAACGAGGAAGCGUCGAGCUCUAUGAUGAACUAUGAAAUUGAAAGUCACUAUGAUGACUACUUCUAUGGUUACCAAACGAAUACUUCUUCCGAUCACCAAAACGACUUAUCAACGUCGUCAAUCGACAAUUUUACGCCUGAUCUCCAGGAGAUGGACGCGUUAAUGAGCUGCGAUAUACGCUCGCUCGAUGAGUUUAUUCAUGACGACAAGUCCGACUCCACUUAUCUCAAUGAUGUCUCGGAUAGCAGUAGCAGCCAGUUCAGCCCCGAUUCUGAUGCGGAUCUAAUUGGAGAGUUCUUCCCACAAUAUUCACAUCAGAAUAAAAGUCCGUCAUCAUCAUCGCGAAAAUUUUCGACAUGUUCUUCAUCCGAUGCCUCGGAUUACCGCCUAAAGCGUGAUAAAAACAAUAUUUCGUCUCAAAAAUCUCGUGCCAAACGACAAGCUGUUAUUCAAGCGCUGCGCGAAGAGAAAGAAAUACUUGAGCGAAAGAAGGUUGAGCUUACUACAUUGGUGGGAACUCUUGAGGCGCAAGUUGAGGAUUAUAAACGAAUGGUGAUGAUGUUUGUUAAAGAAUAA
Caenorhabditis bovis is the source of this 831-nucleotide messenger RNA. NCBI's taxonomy places the organism in Eukaryota, Metazoa, Nematoda, Chromadorea, Rhabditida, Rhabditidae. The record is from the annotation of a GenBank genome assembly.